AUGGAUAAUGAAGAUAGAUUGAUUACAGAUCUGAUCAACAGAUACAGUGUACAAAUAAAGUUUAAAAAGAACCAAGGAUAUCAGACAUCCGAUCAACUCCAACAGAAUGUCCUAAGAAAACAUAACGAACAGACUCUCAUUGAUUUAAGUUCAAAUAAACUAAAUUUAAUAGCCAAUGGUUUAUCAGAUAUAUUAGAUUCUUUAACAAAAAAAAAAGAUAAAGAAGAACCAAACGAACAUAAUCUAUGGGCACAAUCAUAUACACUUGGAUUAUUAGCAAAAUGUAUGGAACAUCAAUGGUUUCAUAUAAAAUCACAAUAUAGAACAAUGUCCAAUAAUGUUUCCGAUGAAAAAGAAGCAUUGAAAUUGAGGGAGAAAGAAGAACAGUUGUUACCACCACCCCUACAGGAUUCAAUGGCAUCGAGAAUCAUUGGAAUUGCCAGUGGCUGUUUGAUUCGAUGUCCUUCAGAGUCUGACACCUACAUCAAUAGCGGCAAGUUGAUCUACCAGCUAUCGGCUACCAACUACGACCAGGUCUAUGCAAAGAUCGUCGAUACGCUCUCGGCCAUCGUGAAUGCCUCUAGUGGCAAUGUGGCAGCCGACGAAUCGAUCACCACAUCGGCAUACGUAACCGACACCGAUGUUACAAUAUUAAAACCGAUUGCAUAUUCAAUAGAGGGUGAAUUAAAGGAUAGAUUUAUUGUACAACAAAAGGGUGUAGAGUUGGAAUCUAUUAAUUUGGAGACAGAGUUUCUGGUGGCGUUGUUCAAGACAUCGUCGAAAAAGUUGAGUGUAAUGCUACCGGAUUUGAUGCAUGCCGAUUCACCUAGUUUUAAAAUCGUUCUUUUGAAAUCUAUUAUCAAGAUUGUUAUGGAUGAUUCUCAUCCUAAUAAACUGCCUUGGUGUCCGUCACUCUCUGAAGCAUAUCCCAUUGUUUCUUCACAACUCAAACAGCUGUUCAUAGAUUGUCUUCAAUCCGUCAGAUCCAUAAACAACACACCAAGACAACUAACAGAUAAAAGCAGCAGUAAAAAACAUCAAGAUAAACAUUCAGACAUACAAAUCAUAACACUUUUAGUACAACUCUAUCAUUUAGAUCCUAAAUUUGCAUUAUAUCCAAUGAAAACACCAGUACAAGAUUUAGAUGAUUUCAAAUCGAUAAUGGUUGGAUUAUGCUUAAUUGCAUCGUCACAAACGCUAUCGAGUGAUUUGGUUGAGAUGGCUGGUGCAACGUUGAUAAAGAUGCAUCAGAUAUCGAGUAUUGAAUGCUGGUACGAUAAGAAGUUGACCAAUGGAUUCUGGGAGAUAAGUUCCACCGUGAUUCGCAGUCUGCUCCGUCGCAUUGCAUCACCCACAACAGGAAACACCACCGCUUGGGAAGAGUUAUUCUCAAGAUGGACUGCAACAACUCCACUACUUGUUAGCAUAACAGAUGAUAUAAACAAUGAUGAUACCGUUUUGGCUGCGAAUGCAGGUGCAACAGGUAGUUCGACAACAACAACAACAACUGGUGGUAGUGGUGGCAGUGGCGCAGCUGCCAGUUCGGCAGGUGGACAACUCAGUCAAGGAAGAACUAGAAGUAGAAAGCUUACGAAUACACCUACCUCGACUGUUGAGAAAGCCAAGUUGAUAACUGUGUUCAUGGACGAACUGGUGGAGUUGAUGAUCUCCAUCGACUUUAAGAGGUCGCUGUUGGAUCUCCUUAUCGAUUGGACAACCAUAUUCAAUCCCAACACUAUAGCCAGCAGCGGCAGCAACAACAAUAGCGCAGGUAAUCUCAGCAAUAGUCUGACAAGUAGUAGUGCAUCGAUCAAUGGCAAUACACUAUCACAGUCACCUUCCGAACCAUCUUUCCUCUCUGACUCUUUUGAUUCGAAAUCAAACAACAACGAUCUAUCUUGUAUUUCAUUACUCUCCAACAUCCUCUCGGGUCUUAUAUUCAACACAAAUGAUCAUGCAGGUUUAAUGUUAUUCAAAAAGUAUUUCAAUAUAUUCUUUAAUCAAUUAACAAAGAAACAACCAGAAUUGCUUCAUGAUAAUAAACAAAUGAAUGAUGGUAUUAUACAAUGUAUUUGUAAUAUGAUUUAUUCAAAUUCAAACUAUGAUUACUUUGUUCAGAUUGGAUAUCACGAGGAAGCAGAGACUAGAGCUGCAUUCCUGCAAGUGUCUGCCAAUGUUAUAAAACAAUCGAAUCUCCAUCAACGACAACAGAUUGCAGCUAGCAGUGGUGCAUCCGCUGCCGAUCUACUCUUGGAUGGCGCAGGCAGACCCUCCUCCCACUGGAAACCGGCAGGUGCAUCGAUAACUGUGUCACCCUCCACUUCGUCACUGUCGUUGGAGGACACCAAGUACCAGCAGUUCUACGAGUUACUCCUACAGGCACCGGACUAUCAUGCACUCAUCUCGAUGUCGCAGAUCAACGAUAGCGAUGAACUGGCACGUGCUUUGAUCUACUUUUACGAUCAAUACGACCGAACUCUUCCCGCCUUGAAAAAGAUCAUACAAUACGAGGUGUCGACGACAAAGUCGAGUUCCACCUCAACUCUGCUACGAGGAAAUAGCUUGGGAUCAAAGAUGUUGGCAUCCUAUAUCAAGAUGAUAGGUACUCCCUACUUGAAACAAGCGUUGGGUACGCCCAUCGGUAAGAUCUUGGCAAACAAUACAUCGAUGGAGAUUGACACCACCAAGUUGGGUCCAAAUGAUGAUAUUCACGCCAAUAUCUCCAGAUUAUCUUUGCUGGCAAAGAUAUUCAUCCGAUCGAUUCAAGAGACCAUUUGCAGUGUUCCCGCUCCGAUUCGUGAGUUGUCCUCCUACAUUGUCAAGGAGCUGUCACAACACCAUCCCGGAACAGAAAAGUUGACGGUUGUCGGUAUUAUGUUUCUAAAUUACUUUAUCAACUCGUUGGAGCGUCUCGGUAAGGUGUUGGUAACGAUGGGACAACCGAAGCUUUCCGACCAAAUUCAAUCGGUGCUUCGUACACUCUCUGUCACUCUGAACUCCAUUCAACCAACGGCUGAAGGCGCUAGCACCAAUAGCAUCGUUGAGUUACUCCAGCGAUUCGAACACACCAAUAUCGAUUAUCUCAAACAAAAGAAGUUGUUCUACCAACAGGGAUACACUCUAAAGGACAGACAGCCUGUUUUCUACUAUAUCGCGAGAAGGUUCGAUGCAUCGAUGGAUCAAGAUCAUCUCUUUUACCUCAUGUUGAAGACAGUGGUCGAUAGCACUGAUACCAAUCUCUCUAAAGAUUUUACCAUUGUCAUUGACUGCACUCUGUCAACCGCUAGUCACAAUAUUCCGUUGGCUUGGUGUGCGACAUGGCUGCGUCAUCUUCCACCAAAGUUAUUUGCCAAUUGUUCGAUCUACAUUGUUAAUCCAUCGCGCUACAUCAAAUCUCACUUCAAGUCCAUCUAUAAACUUGUUGGCGGACAACAGUAUCGUGUUAAAAUGUUGUUGUUCCUCUCAAAUUCCGUGCGUUUAUUCGAGCAUAUUGAGACGGCUAAUCAUGGACUGCCAGAGUCAACUCUUGCCAUUGAAACUGAUGUGAUGGCACUCUACACUCCCGUUGUCAAAGUCAACCAAUUCCUCGAGAAGAAUGUCACCAUUCGUAUCACCAACGAUCAUCUACAGCUGAUUUCAAUUAAGUUGUAUUCACUUCUUGGUCGUUCAACUCAGUUGAUCGAUACCUAUCCAAUCUCCAAUAUCAAAGUCCUGGUGAGUAGCAAUGACACCGAGGAGUUUGAGUUGAGAUUCAAGAGUGGUGGACAAUCGAUGCAAUUGAAAAGUCCACAACGAUUCCAAAUCGUACAAUCCAUAAAUCAAUCGAUUGCCACUUCCACCGCUAGUAGCGGCGCGGCACCCAGCGAAUCAACUACCUCUUCUAUCAACCCUAUUCCUCAUGAUAUUCCAGGAACUCUAUUGAAUAUGGCAUUGCUCAAUAUGGGCAGUAGUAACUACUCACUCAGAACUGCGGCAUACAAUGUAAUUGCGGCGAUUGCAGUUCAUCCUUCGUUCUCUACACAAUGCCGACUGUUGGAUACUCCAGGACUAUCGAUACCAAAAAAUUCUACACAAAAGAUUGUACAGAUUUCCUCGCGUCUCUCAAAGUGUCAGCCAGAGUUGACACUUGAUUUCAUGUUGGAGGCAAUGCACGGUAUCAACAAGGCUGCACUUUCCUCAAAGUAUUUGGUUCUCGAGUUUAUGGAACCUUGGAUUUCGAAUCUGUCAAACUACACCCGAAAGGGACAAACACCAGAACAGAUAGCUCGCUAUAAAAAGACAACCGAUAUCAUUGAUCUACUGAUAGAGUUGACCAUUAGGGAAUCCGGAUUGAAAUCGAUCAUCCACGAGAGAGUUUGGAUAUGCAUUGGCAAACAGAGUGAAGAUCUCAUUGGUUUGGUACUGCAGAGGUGUUCAUUGAAAUCACGUGAAACCAAAAACAGCGAAAUCAUUGGAGAGAUGGUAUCCUCGAUGGGUUAUACAUCUCCACAGCCCGUAGGUCGUAAGUUGAUUGGUAGAAUCCUAAAGCUAUUGGAUAAGACUGGUCAACUUCAACAAUCGACACUACAACACUCUAGCAGCGAUCUAUCGAUGCAUAUACUAUGGACCCAGAUCACUAUCAAUCUAAGAUUGUUAAUUGCCAAUUCGCUGUUGGCCAACAACGACUUUAAUCUCUCGACCGAAUCGAAAGAGUUGGAGAAAAUGUCGAUUACCAAUGUCGAUCCAGUUGCCAAAUCUAUAUUCGCAAUCCUAAAGGUUUUCAUUGACAGUCGUUUCGAACAAGCUAAGCAAUGGCACAUGCGAUGGAUUCAACUAACGAUAAAGGCUGCAUUUACUAGUAAUCCACCCAUUCAAAGUCGUGCUCUCAUCACUCUUGGCAACAUCGUAAAGAAUAACUCAAUGUGUGAAUUGCUGAUUAGAGAUAUAUUAAAGGUGUUGGGAUCCACACUAAAGACUGCCAACUCCCUUACCAAUUACUCGGAUAUUAUCUACAGUGCGAUCCACUGUCUUACUCGGCUACAAGAGUAUCUCUCACCGAAAUCCAUUGAUACAUUCACCUCGCUCUUUUGGAUUGGCAUGAGUUUUAUGGAGAUCUACGACAGCAAGAUAUUCUCGGUAGCACUGGCUCAGAUUGAAUCACUCAUAAAAAUAAUGGAUAAUCAUCAAUUGUUCGCCGAAGGAUUCCACCCAACUCUGCUUCUCGCUAGAAAUCCAUAUCUUAAAUCACUACAAGCUAUCGACCAAGUGGUUGGAGUCAACUUUGAGAAUAACUUUGCCUUUGCAGUGUCGACUCAUCUCCUCAAAGGUCUGAAGAAUGCAUCGACCAAGAGUUCAACAACUUCUUUGCUAUCGACGAUCCUCAAAAUAGUGUCAAAGAAACCAAUUGAAACCAGUUCAAUGCUCGGAUACCUCGCGCUCCUCGCAAGCGAGGGUGAGUUUUCAUUCAUCGAAAAUCAAUCGGAACCAGGCCAACUUCUUUUCAAUCCUCAGAUGGUAGCCGAUGAAACUCAUGCUGCACUUUUGACACUGAAGAUCUCAUCGGCCAUCACCAACUCUGAGAAUCCAAAGAUUGUGGCUCCCGCUCUCUUUAUAAUGGAUCGACUCUAUAGCUUUAUGAUGGCAGCCCCCACCAACUCAAUCAAUAACAACAAACAAUUUGAUCUCAAACAAAUUGGAUUCCAAGGUAUGAGCGAUGCCGGUGCUGGUUUCCAAAGGCAAACAACCUUGACCAUAAAUCAAUCAAUUCUUAAAUCUACAUCUGAACUCCUUGACAGUGUCACCAACACCGUUUUCCAAUCAAUCUCUGGACAAACAUACCCAUUCAAUGAUUCGGACUUGAAAAUCGAUGAUAUUUCUGAUGAUGAAGAACAUAAAAAAUAA
Heterostelium album PN500 is the source of this 5880-nucleotide messenger RNA. Its product is annotated as Neurofibromin-like protein. The record is from RefSeq and is a predicted model, not a curated record. The transcript is spliced from 13 exons. Gene Ontology annotation, biological process: regulation of GTPase activity. Bases 1 to 5880 code for a protein of 1959 amino acids. Lineage: Eukaryota; Evosea; Eumycetozoa; Acytosteliales; Acytosteliaceae.